This is a messenger RNA of Porites lobata, 2442 nucleotides long. Lineage: Eukaryota; Metazoa; Cnidaria; Anthozoa; Scleractinia; Poritidae. The record is from the annotation of a GenBank genome assembly.
AUGCCAUCUGGCAAUGCAGUAAUGCCAGAACCGGUGGAGAUAAGUCAUGCAACACCUGAAAUUGUGUUUGAGGUGUUUAAGAACGAACAGUUACUGAGACAAACCAAAGUAACUAAAUCAGCGUGAUGAUGGUCACCCAGUUAAUUGCUUCAUUGGGCACAAGGCAGUCGAGCAUGCACGUGUGAAAGGUAAGUGAAAUAAAUCGAACUCAAAGAGGUGUGGUUGUGAAUUCAGGUAGUCUGCUAUACCAAGUUUGACGUUUAAGGUUUUAGACUGAGAACAUUCAGUUAAACAUUACACUACAGUUUCUCUUAGGUUGUACAGGCAAUAAAUUUCAGAAUUGUCGAAAUUUCCUGGUUUCUCCAAAAAGCCAGGAAAAUGUUAUCCUAAAAUUAACUCUUGUUAAAAGGAGCAAAAGAAAUGGUCAAAACAAAUGGUAUGGCCAGAAAGGUGGUUGAAUUCCAUUAAAAGCUAGUUUCUAUUCUGUGAUGGUAAUUGAUGAUUCUGUGAUUUGAUCGAUAAGAGUACAAUAAUGCUUUCAACUUCCAUCCCCUCGCACCUUCUAUGUAUUUCCUAAUUAGUUCGGAAGUUCAGCCUGGGUUUUAUAUAAUUUUCAAUAAUUAUCUUUUUAGGACUUAAGAAUGCCAUUUGUACUACAUUCCAAGAGGCUGGUGUAAACUGGGAACAAAUCUCAUUACUUUCGGCACCGAUGGUGCUUUUGUAAACCUCGGCAAGAAAGCUGGGUUUGCUGCUCUUCUGCAAAAAGAGUAACCCUUUCUUGUGGACUUUCACUGUUUACCUCAUCGGUUUGAACUGGCUCUUUGGGAACUCCAUAAGAGCUAUAACUCGGUGGAUGAUGUUUACAGUGUGCUCCAUCUCAUCUGGAAAACAUACCACUAGAGAGUGUCCCAAAGUUCGUUCCUCUACUUUAUAAGUCUGUAUUCCAGUAUGAUUUGACUUGGUAAGCGAAUCAUUUAAACAAAAGUUGUCCUACAGUCUAAUUCACUAUUUUCACACUUGUUGUGCCGUCUUUUGACUCGAAUAUUCAAUUUGUGUACUUCCGCACCAUGCAUGAGUAUAUUUUCCGCCAAGGAGAAAACAUUAGUUGCAAUGGCGACCAUAUCAGUCGCAAUUCAUUUAAAGGAGAAUGCUCAAAGGGACCUCGCUUUUCAGUGAAAAAGUGCCCACUUUUACUUUACAAAUUAUUAUGUUACUGAACUCAAAACACUUUCUUUCGGAUUAACUAAAAUGUUCUUUUCGUACAAAUAGGCUCACAUGUUUUGGGUAUUGUUUGACAUGCCAGUUUCACCAGAUGGCGAAUACGCCAUUUGUGUCGAUACCCUAAAUUGCACUUGACCACAUUUAAUACUUGUUGCACUUUUUUUUACAUGUUAAUACAGUGUAUGUAAUCACAUUACAGAAACACGCCCAUUGAUAAACGUCGAUCGUGAAAAUGCAAGUGAGAGAAAAAGUUAACAGAGAGCAUGCGUAACUUAAUGGAGGACCGUCAUUAAAACUGUCAAUCAUGAAAUCUACAAUGCAUGUUGCAUUCUUCUUGCCCAGACGAUCAAGACGAGGUGGUAAUAAACGAAAACAAUAGAAGGCUUAUCUUAAUUACUCUUUACUGUUACAAAGUCACUCGGUUGUAACAUCCAAUUUGCGCUCUUAAUCCGCCGACUUUUUAAACUAAGUAUAAGAUUACAGGUUCCAGAGGUUUUUUCUUAUCUAAUUCCUGAAAGUUCGCGACAAAGGGUCAAAAACCACAAAAAAAUAAGCAGCAUUGUAUGAAGCCUGCGUAGCUGGUGGUAUUGGUAUUCUCUCGGUGCACGAUUUAAGUUUUGGUGGCAGAACUGUGAUUCAAAAAAGGGUGUGGGGAUGAGGAGUUUGAAAUACUGCCUUCCAGAAAACCCCAGUAUUUUGAAUAGUCUGCACACCAAGGUGGGAAGAAAACAGACUGGCUGAGGGCCAUACAUAUGUCAAUCAUGUUAGAUGAUCCUUUGCAUAUUCCCAAGGAAGCAGAUGGCGAACUGUUGAAGAAAAUAAUGGCAGACUCAGCUGCAUUAAGUAUAGAUAAAGCUCUAGAACGUCUUUAUGUGAGCAGAGAGAAGCAGAAAAUUAUUCUUAAGAGGGAGCAGGAAACGGCUAUGAAGGAGCUGCUUGCUGGACGCAAUGUUAUGGCCCUUUUGCCAACACGGUUCGGCAAAAGCUUAAUAUUCACCAGAAAAGACGUGUGUGAUUGUGGUUUCCCCUUUAAAGAGCAUAAUUGAUGACCCAAUUGCCAAAAUGGCAUCUUUAAACUUCCCAGCACUGGAAUUGUCCGGCGAAAAUUUGACAUCCAUUCUGCGUGAUCCGCCACAAUUCCUAUACUGUACAGCAGAAAAGGUCCUCCAAACACCAUUUCUUGGUGAACUGAGGAACAAACAACAUUACAUGUAUUCAUAA